Messenger RNA from Protopterus annectens (West African lungfish), 3982 nucleotides. RefSeq names its product dimethylglycine dehydrogenase (gene DMGDH). Gene Ontology annotation, cellular component: mitochondrion. NCBI's taxonomy places the organism in Eukaryota, Metazoa, Chordata, Ceratodontiformes, Protopteridae. Bases 196 to 2811 code for a protein of 871 amino acids. The record is from RefSeq and is a predicted model, not a curated record. Gene Ontology annotation, molecular function: oxidoreductase activity; protein binding. The transcript has 16 exons.
AUUUUAUCGCUCAGUUACAAAUGAUCAGUGCUUUGGAGACCCGGUUAAUCAGCCACGUGAUAGGCAUUGGUUGGGGGAGUUACGAUUUGAGGGCCUUUUGGGGUAGUUACUUGCUCUGCAAGACUGUUGCAGUGCAUACACUAUAAGGGACCUUUUCAUUUCACUGAUCGCUAGACUAGUAAUAAACCGUACAAUAUGUGGAAAGUUGUGAAACAGACCACGGGAUUACGGAAAAGUAGAUGGUUCCCGACAACUGUGGGUCCUACUCCCCUUCGUUUCUUAAGCAGCAGUGUGACAGAGACUGAUCGAGACGACAAGCCUCCUACAUCUUUGGCAAACAGAUGGAAAGACACAGCAGAAGCAGUCAUUAUUGGAGGUGGAUGCAUUGGAGUCAGCCUUGCAUAUCAUCUAGCCAAAGCAGGCAUGAGAGAUGUGGUUCUGUUAGAGAAAUCAGAGCUCACAGCAGGAUCAACAUGGCAUGCAGCUGGGUUAACAACCUACUAUCACCCUGGAAUAAAUCUGAAGAAAAUUCAUUAUUAUAGCAUAAAGCUCUUUGAAAUGCUGGAAGAAGAAACCGGUCAGGCAGUUGGAUUCCAUAAGCCUGGAAGUGUACGUAUUGCUUCUACCCCUGCUAGAGUGGAUGAACUUAAGUACCAGAUGACACGCAGUCACUGGCAUGAGACACCACAGUACCUUAUUGGUCCAGAAAAGGUGCAGGAACUAUUCCCAUUACUGAACAUGGAUAAGGUAUUGUCUGGCCUUUAUAACCCUGGAGAUGGGCACAUUGAUCCAUAUUCACUUACUAUGGCUCUGGCUGCUGGUGCAAGGAAGUAUGGAGCAGAAUUGUAUUAUCCAGCACCUGUGAUUGGCCUGAAACCUGUACAUGAUGGAAAGUGGGAUGUAGAAACCCCACAUGGAACUAUUCGGGCAGACAGAAUUAUUAACACUGCAGGAUUUUGGGCACGAGAAGUUGGGAAAUUGAUUGGGUUGGAACAUCCACUUAUCCCCGUUCAUCACCAGUAUGUCAUCACUGGAACAAUUCCUGAAGUAAAGGAACUUAAAAAGGAACUUGCUGUAAUCCGUGAUUUAGAAGGAUCCUAUUACUUAAGACAGGAGAGAGAUGGAAUCCUUUUUGGUCCAUAUGAAAAACAGGAGAAGAUGAAGCUCCAGGAGUCAUGGGUAACAGAUGGAGUACCACCAGGGUUUGGAAAGGAACUUUUUGAAUCUGAUUUGGACCGAAUUAUGGAAAAUGUGGAAAUGGCUAUGGAAAUGAUACCAGUGUUAAAGAAGGCCGAUAUUGUCAACAUUGUUUCAGGUCCUAUUACAUAUACCCCAGAUAUUCUGCCCAUGGUCGGGCCAUUUCAGGGAGUGCGAAAUUACUGGACUGCUAUUGGCUUUGGAUAUGGUAUAAUUCAUUCUGGUGGUGUGGGAAAAUUCCUUAGUGACUGGAUCAUUAAUGGAGAACCCUCCUUUGACCUAAUAGAAGUGGAUCCCAACAGAUAUGGAAAAUGGACCACAAAAGAAUAUACAGCAGUGAAAGCAAGAGAAUCAUAUGGUUUCAACAACAUUGUUGGCUAUCCUGACGAAGAAAGAUUUGCUGGCAGACCCACUGAAAGAGUAAGUGGAGUUUAUGACAUUCUGAAGUCAAAGUGUUCAAUGGGCUUUCAUGCUGGUUGGGAGGUGCCUCAUUGGUUCUAUAAAGAUGGAGAUGAAUUAGGAUACAGGCCUAGUUUUUAUCACACCAACUGGUUUGAACCUGUUGGACGGGAAUGCAAGCAGGUGAUGGAAAAAGUAGGAUUGAUUGACUUGACACCAUUUGGCAAAUUUGUUCUUAAAGGGAAGGACUCUGUAAAAAUGCUAGAUCAUCUUAUUGCUAAUACCAUUCCAAAGGUUGGCUGUACAAACAUAAGCCACAUUCUGACUCCAAGAGGUCAAGUCUAUGCCGAAGUGACUGUCACUCACAUGUCACCUGGUGAAUUCCUGUUAAUUACUGGCUCUGGCUCUGAACUUCAUGACCUUCGGUGGAUAGAGGAAGAGGCAGUGAAAGGUGGUUACGAUGUGGAAAUUAAAAAUAUUACAGAUGAGACUGGAGUGCUGGGUGUUGCAGGACCCCUUGCAAGAAAGGUACUUCAGAAACUAACAACUGAAGAUUUCAGUGAUUCUAGCUUUAAGUUCCUACAGCAAAGAGUCUGUUCACUCUCGGGUGUACCUGUCACUGCUAUAAGGAUCUCUUAUACAGGUGAGUUAGGGUGGGAGUUGUAUCACAAAAGUGAAGACACUGCUACUUUGUAUGCUGCCAUAAUGGAGGCUGGACAAGAGGAAGAAAUUGACAACUUUGGGUCAUAUGCCAUGAACUCACUAAGAAUGGAGAAGGCAUUCAGAGCCUGGGGAUCAGAGAUGAACUGUGACACCAACCCUUUUGAAGCUGGACUGGGCUAUUUUAUAAAGUUAAACAAGCCUGCAGAUUUUAUUGGAAAACAAGCCUUGUUAGACAUUAAAGAAAAAGGACUCCAGCGUCAACUUGUUUACCUUACCAUGAAAACAGACAAUGUUGACCCAAAAGGAAAUGAAACCAUUUGGUGUAAUGGAAAGGUGGUCGGCAAUACCACAUCUGGAGCUUAUAGCUACAUCACCCAGCAGUCUGUGGCAUUUGGCUAUGUCCCAGUAGAACUCAGCAAAGUUGGUCAAAAAGUGGAGAUUGAACUUUUAGGUAAAAAUUACACAGCAGUUGUUACCCAGGAACCAUUGAUUCAGACUGAACCAACAAGAACACGCAUGCAGAGGACAGGUGCAGCCUCCAAGACGGAAUAAUGAAGAUUAUAGCACCAUCUGUGCCUCGGAGGUCUCUUGUAUGAACUCUAACCAUGAAAUAGGUUAAGUCUGAACAAAGCAGAAAACUUUACUAAGAUUUUUAUUGCAUAGCUCUUAUAUUUUAUUCAGAAAUGAUAAAAUCAAGUGCUGUUUUUUAUAACUGAAAUUUUUGUAUGCAACAGGAAUACAUCAUUAAGAAAAUUACAUUAUAAGAAGAAUUAUAAAAUGUUUACAUUGCAUUUUAAUAGAUAUACAGCAUUGUUUUCCCUGUCCUGUGAACUCUAUAUUUUUAGUUAGAUGCACAUGUAUUCAUAAAUGGAUUGAUGGCUAGGGCGCAGUAAUGAAAGCAGAUCAUAUCCUGAAUAUACCUGAAUGCUGCUAAUGAUCAUAUGGAAAAUUAAGUUGUAUAGGCACCUAACAUUUACCAGACAGAAGUUACAGUAAUUAUUGAACUGAAACCACUGGGUUGGAUAAAGGAUACUGAAGAACCAUGCUGGAAAUGGAGAACAAGUUUGUUAUGGGACCAAUGAUUACAGUAAUUGACAACAUUUGGUCCAUAGUUCUUAACUGUCUCUGAUUCUGCCACAUUUUUUUUAGUCUGUCCCUGGUCAAAUUUUUUUAUUUAUUCCUCUGGCAUAUCACUAAAUAUUAUAGUAAUGGGACAUUAGAGUUUAAGACACGUUCUUCUGGAAAUGUAGAUUAAUGCAAAACCUUUUAUUCUGUUUUUUUUUUUUUUUUUUUUUUUUUUUGAGAUUAUGAGCCAUGUUUAAAAGCAUGAUCUAAGAUGUUUGCGUGCAUGGCAGUGAUCUUCAUGAAAUUGUGGUUGCUGUUAUGGUAUGGAAACCGAUACUUGAACAUUCAUUUUCUGUUCUCGUUACGAUUUUAUAUUCUUAUUACAAAUAAAAGCAGGAAAUGAUUCAUAUCCCGCAUAUAGCCAUCUUUUGGCUUAUAGUGGUCAUGAUUUUAAGGUACAGUCCAGUCUUGUGAGCUGUUAUAUGGGUAUGCAUGGGAAUUUCUUUAGGAUGAAGGUUUUCAGGUAGAUGCUUUAUUUUCCUUUUAAUUAUCAAAAGAGAUUAAAUGUGCAUUUUUAUAACAGAUGCUUCCAGUUUUCCCACAUCAUUGAAAUGAAUGUAACACUUAAAUGAUUUUGAAUAAAUAUAGUGCAAUGUUU